Molecule: messenger RNA, 1860 nt
Organism: Symbiodinium sp. CCMP2456
Lineage: Eukaryota; Dinophyceae; Suessiales; Symbiodiniaceae
Source: the annotation of a GenBank genome assembly
AUGUCCGGCAAAGGCGCAAGAAAAGGGUCAGCCGCACUUGCGGCAGCGCGCGCGGCGGCUGGCGUUGCCAAGGCGGCGAUUGCCAGAGGUGGAGACUCUGCUCGGUCGGACUGCCUCAUCGAAAUCGCAGAUGCCGAACAGGUGCUGCCUGGGGCAAACGACUGCGCCUGGGCUUCCAAAGUGAAGGUCGCUAUCCAACCAAUCAUGCGACGAUUCGGGCCGGUGCUAGAUGUCCGUGUUCCAACAGGUGAAAACAGACCUAUCGUCAGCAUACGAUUCGCAAAUCCCAAAGCGGCGGAGGCUGUCAUGGUUGCCGCGUCGCAGGGUUUCUUGGCCGUGGGAGAGUCCGAAGUCCGGGUGUGCCAGCCUUUGUCGCAAGAGGCAGUCUGGCGCAGCUUCCCACCAGCUCGACAGCGACCAAAUCCUACAGGCGAGUCCAAGAAGAAAAAGCUUCGUCCAAACGAGCGCUUCGCUCCACCGCGCCUGCCUCGGGUUGAAGUCGACGAAGCCGAUGAAGCAACAAAAAAGGAGCCUCCAAAGGUUGAGGCUGCCGAGGACCCACAGCCUCCCCCGAUCCAACCUCCUGUGCAAUUACCACCAGAACCGCCCAGGCCCAGUCCGUCCACACCCAGUGCCGAUGCUUCGCAGGAGGACAGAGAAGUUGCAGCUGGUGAGGCGGAGGUAGCCAAGGCCAUGGCAGCGCUCUUGGAGCAGCCAUUCUCCAAACAAAAGAAGGUACUCAAGUCCAUUCGGCUGCAGUGGCAUCCGGACAAGAACCCUGACCAGUCCUCCAUCGCCACACGAGUUUUUCAAUUUGUGCAGGCGCAUGACCACUGGCUGGCUCAUCACGGACAAUCAGCCCCACUUGUGACGCAGCCUGGCUGUUUAAUAACUUGGCAGACCGCUGCCUCAUUGCCCGUCAUGUCGACUACGGAGGCGAAUGCCAAUGCACCUGCAGAAGCCGACAGCCCGCCGAUUGUUCUCGAGCUGAAAAGGCUAGAUGACGAGAUGCUGGCAGUUCAGAAGGAGUACGAGAAGGAAGUGCAAAAGCUUAAGCGGCAGUUCCAGGCACAGCAGGCACCGUUCAUCGAAGCCCGGGACAAGGUGCUUUCCGAGAAGGAGGGAAGCGAGGACCCAGUCACUGGAACGCCAGCACUGAAAGGAUUCUGGGUCCAGGCCCUGCUGAAUCAUCCGGCGUUCGAAGACGAGGUCGAGUCUUACGACAUACCUGUGCUUGAGUUCCUCAGGACGAUCGAAGCGGAGGAUCUGGACAAGGAGGAUGCAGAAAAGGGUUUCCGGCUGAUUUUCCAUUUCGCCGAGAAUCCGUACUUCACAGACAGUUCACUAUCGCAAGAGUACCACAUGCACGAGCCAAAUCGCUACAACGGAGAGGUCAAGGUCAAGCAGCUGAAAGGCUCUAGCCCAAACUGGAAGGCAGGCCAGGAUGUCACGAUGGGCAAGCCUGCAAAAGGAGGCAAAAAGAAGAAAUCCCACAAAGAGAAGCUGCUGGAACCUCGCAAAUCUUUCUUCCGCGAUUUCUUCCGGAGUCUGCAGGAGGAAGACGAGCUGCCUGAGGACGUUGACACCCAGCAGCUUUGCAUGCAGAUGGGCGACGAUGAGAUGGAGCAGGAGGAGAUGGUAGAGGCUCUACUCGAAAAUGCCUAUGACUGUGGCAUGGCGCUUCGUACUCAGAUCAUUCCUUUUGCCGUUCGCUGGUAUACCGGCGAAGCCGCACCAGAUGAUGAGUACGAUGAUGAGGAAGAGGAGGAAGAGGAGGAAGACGAGGACGUGGAGCUAGAGGAGGAGGAAGCAGGCAAAAAAGGACCGAAGAAGAAGGCAGAGGAGUGCAAGCAGCAGUGA